ACGACGCGGUAGCGUCACGCCCUUGGGUUAAAACGAAGGGAGGAGGCGCGUCCCGAAGGUCCUGGUUUCAUUCCGAUUGGAUCCGCCUCUGCCCAUCCUGGUACAAAGGGGCUCCAAAAGAGAGUCCUGUGCCGGCAAAGAUGGGCCGAGGAAGUCGUUUGCAGGCGUGGGCGAAAUGGCUGCUUCUGCUGAAUAUGCAGGUCUUUCCGGCCUCAGCUAUGCAGACAGUGAGUAUGGUUGACUUCUGUGGCAAGACCCUCCACGGGGACGGGAUGGUGUUAACCUCCCACCGAGACUCCCGACGCUACUACUUUGUGGUCCCGGACACCGACUGCCAGCUCACCCUGCAGGCGGCCUCCCCAAAAGACCAGGUCCAGUUCCAGUUUCGCUUCUUCCUGGUGUACAGCAUGCUGCGCUCCCCUUCCAGCACGCCGCCCAGCACUCCCCAGGACCACCGGGUCCCAGCUUCUCCCCGGGAGCCCCUCAGGGGCCCUUGCUCAACAGGCUCCUACUUGCAGUUCUAUGAUGGGAGCGACCAGAUGGCCAAGUCCCUUGGGGCACCCUUGUGCGGAAAGACCAUCCCCAGGCCUGUCCUCUCCACCGGCCCUUUCCUGACCUUGCGGCUGCUGACUCGAGGCCAGCAGCCUCGGGUGGACUUUGUGGGGCACUUCACCUCCCUCCGAACAGGCCUGAACGCCUCCACUUGCCAUGCAGAGUUGUAUUUCCCCUGCCGCAACGGCAAGUGCAUCCCUCCCUUCUUGGUGUGCGAUGGGGGCAUGGUGGACGACUGUGGAGAUGGCACCGACCAGCCGGCCCAGCCCCCAGCCUGGUGUGAAGGUUCACCAACACUUUUGCCAGUGCUGCCUUCUGAGGCUGCUCCAGCCGUUAGUGUUUGGCCAACGCAAGCAACCCGCACGGGACAGCAGGAGACCCCUCUGCCGCCCCCAGGCGUGCGCACCUGGGACCAGACAGGCAAAUGCAAACUGCUUCUGGCCUCCUUGGCUGCUGUCUUGGGUGUUGUCCUGCUGUUUUGGUGCUGCUGGAACCCUGGCUGGUUUGUUUGGAGAGUUGGUGCCUGCAGGCAUCUACGGGGGUGCAAUUCCGUCUGUGCCGCCUGCCACCUUUGCACACGCAGCUGCACCCAGCGGGCGACUGCCAAGGUCAUCCCGCAUGGAACCACCGAACCACCGGUGUGAUGGUCUUUUUCUCUGGCAAGUUGACUGAGAGCGUAGUCACAUCCCAGUUUCAAAAUUCAGGACAGAAGGAGGCAGAGAAGGCACGGGGCCAAACAGGUCAUGAAUAAACUUCCAGCAGAGACACUGGAUAAUAAGAAUACUUGCUUCUUUUUUCAGUACAUUUUUUGGAAAUGAAGAGUCCCCAGAGAUGAGAGAGGGGAAUGACUCUUCAGGACAUGGACCUCCUUUUCUGCUCCGGGUUCCCUGGCCCUCCCUAGAGAACCUCAGUCCCUUUAAGCGAACAGACAGCUUACACAUACAGCUUUUUGCACAGCAAAACUGGCAGAGUUCUGUGGCAUCUGAAAGGCUAGUGAGCUUUCCAUGGCGCUUGUUCACUUUGUUAACACCUGAUGCACUGGGUGGCAGCCCAUGAAAGGUGGUGGCAAAUAAAAUA
Messenger RNA from Pogona vitticeps (central bearded dragon), 1629 nucleotides. The record is from RefSeq and is a predicted model, not a curated record. NCBI's taxonomy places the organism in Eukaryota, Metazoa, Chordata, Lepidosauria, Squamata, Agamidae.